Ilex paraguariensis (yerba mate) is the source of this 447-nucleotide messenger RNA. NCBI's taxonomy places the organism in Eukaryota, Viridiplantae, Streptophyta, Magnoliopsida, Aquifoliales, Aquifoliaceae. The record is from the annotation of a GenBank genome assembly.
ACUCUCUCUCUCGCUCUCUCUCUCUCUAUAUAUAUAUGCGCAUUUAGUGGAAAGAGCACAUCAACGAUUGUACAAAUGAUCUUCGAAGCUUUUGGUACGUAACGAUUCAGGUUGAUCGACAGCGAAGCGAAUUAAUGGCGCUGUUUAGAUGCAAUGCUUGCCCCCCCCCCCCCCCCCUCUCUCUCUCUCUCUCCCCCUUGUAUUCACAGGCACUCGCGGGGAUCAUCAUCUGAGACUUCGCAACUCCUUUACUCCGCCUAUCACCCUACAUUCAAUUCCUUGGAAAUCAUGUUCUUUUGCCGCUGAAUUUCCUCUUUCUCGCUCUCGCUGUCGAUUGGAGCUACCUAUAUCGUCCUAUAAACAGGUAAUGAAUCGGCAUUUCAAUUUUGAGCUGUUAUGAGCCAAAACAAAUGAAAUAUAUUUUAAAAUUGAGCUGACUUAGCAUUU